Messenger RNA from Protobothrops mucrosquamatus (brown spotted pit viper), 1789 nucleotides. RefSeq names its product membrane bound O-acyltransferase domain containing 7 (gene MBOAT7). The record is from RefSeq and is a predicted model, not a curated record. Gene Ontology annotation, biological process: lipid modification; phosphatidylinositol biosynthetic process. Lineage: Eukaryota; Metazoa; Chordata; Lepidosauria; Squamata; Viperidae. The transcript is spliced from 8 exons. Gene Ontology annotation, molecular function: lysophospholipid acyltransferase activity. Bases 94 to 1512 code for a protein of 472 amino acids. Gene Ontology annotation, cellular component: membrane; mitochondria-associated endoplasmic reticulum membrane contact site.
GCCUCUUUUGCCCGCCCUGCAAAGUGCCCCCACGCCACCCUCCCUUUGGGACAGCUCGCGCGUUGCGGAGAGGGCUCCCUUGCCCAGGCUACAAUGUCACCUGAUGAAAUUGUCUACUUGGCAGUCCUUCUCAUCUCUAUACCUGUUGGCUUCCUCUUCAAGAAAGUGGGUUCAAAGACCAAAAAAUAUGGGGCAGCUGUGGUAGGACUUGCCCUUAUUCUGGUGACUUGCCAGAUCCACAUCCUUCACUCCCUUAUCACCAUCCUGGGGACGUGGCUUAUUAUCAAUAUCUCACCAAGGACUUGUCAUCACCUGACACUGGGAUGGACAUUUUCCUACUUACUUUUUUUCCGCACUGUUACUUACUUCAACUAUCCAGAGCCAACACCAUUCACCAAUGCUGUGCAACUUUUGCUCACUCUUAAGCUGCUGAGCUUAGCCAUUGAGGUACAAGAACUCAUUCAGGCGAAGAAACAGGAAGUGACAACCUUUACCAAAACUCCGAUGAUUGGUGCAGUUCUCCAAAAACCGGGGUUGGUGGAGAUACUGUGCUAUUGUUACUGCUAUGUGGGGCUUAUGACAGGCCCAUUUUAUCGCUAUCGUACAUACCAUGACUGGUUGAGCCAGAUUGAGCCUUCUGUUAUCCCUAGCUGGCGGCCGAUGCUUUCCAGAUCCAGAAUGAUCCCGAUCUUUGGAAUAUUUUUCCUGGUUGUCUCCCACUUCUUCCCCCUUGAUUACGUCCGAAGCAACGCCUUCUACGAGAGAGGACUCCCUUUUCGCCUCUUCUACAUGGUGCCCAUCUUCUUCGUCUUCCGGAUGCGCUUCUAUGUUGCGUGGCUUUGCGCCGAGUGCGCCUGCAUCGCUGCUGCUUUUGGUGCCUAUCCAGUCACUGCCAAAUCUCGGUCAGGUGGGGGACCUACAGUGGAAUAUGAGCCUUUAAGUCGCAGAUCAACUGACGGGGAAGCAUCCAGUGUUGUCUAUGAUUAUGAGACUAUCAAAAACAUUGAUCCGCACGGGACAGAUUUUUGUGUCAAAGUAAAGGAUGGCAUGCGCUAUUGGAACAUGACUGUCCAGUGGUGGUUGGCACAAUACAUCUACAAAAGCGCACCGUUCCACUCCUACGUCCUGAGGAGUGCCUGGACAAUGCUUAUCUCGGCCUACUGGCAUGGGAUCCACCCUGGGUACUACCUCAGCUUCCUUACCAUCCCGCUCUGCUUAGCAGCUGAGGGAGCCAUGGAGAGUGGAUUCUUGAGGCACCUCUCCCCGUCGGGGCGUCUUUGGGGUGACUGGAUACAGUGGUUCCUGAAGAUGAGGGCUUAUGACUACAUGUGUAUGGGUUUUGUGUUGCUUACCUUUGAGGAUACCAUUCACUAUUGGAGCUCAGUCUAUUACUGCAUCCAUGUGGGAGCUGUGGUUUUCCUCAUGCUGGGAACAGUGUUGGGGGCCAAGAGGAAAUGGGGCUCCCCAAAAGGCAAACAGGGUGCUUCAGAGAACCCCCAGCAGCAGGAAUGAGAGGGCAAAGUGAUGUUGCCAUAGCAAGGAACCCUAUCAUAGGCCCCGGAGGCUAAGGGAACAAAUAAGACUCCGUUUAAGUUUUAAUUUUGAUAUAUGUCAUGACUAGGUGGGGAUUGAAGGAAGUAAUCCGAGAUUGAACUCAGAAAUCCCUACUUUUGGUCUGCUUUGUGACAAGGUGAUUUGGACAUCCUAAAAAUAUUGCCACCUAGGCUAUUCUACUCAACACCAGGGGAUUCUGAGGAAACGUCUCCAAAUCCUAACUUCUAACCCAGUG